GAAAGUGUCAGAAAAAUUUCACUCUCCGACCGAGAAGGUCCAAUUUUCGUCGUGUUCGGUUCCGCGCCGUGAAUUCGAUCCAGUUUUGUUUGUUUUCGUUACGUCUCAUCUGGUCAUUUUUCCAUGGUCCAGCAGUCGGUGUUAUCGAAAUAAAGAUCAAACGAAUCGGCUUAGCACGCGAGUUUUCCGAAAAACGCGAAAUUUCCAAUGGUGAUUACGACGUCAGACGAAUUUUGAAAUUCGUGAUCAAAGAGAAAAAUGGCCGAUUCGGACUGGAAGAGCCGUGUGGGGAUUGACAUCAAUUUUAGUUCUGGCGACGAGGAGGACGACGAUAGCAGCAGCACCGUGGUAAUUCCAUCUUUUGACGAUACGGAUUUUGUUGGCGGCUCCAACUCGCUAGAAUUCGAAGAGACUCUCCGAGCAUCAUCGGUAGACGACGUACUCAGUCAGUACGAACAGUAUGGUAGUACGCCACCAAGGACGAGAAUAAAGAAUAAAAGCAGAAGUUCCAGACAAAGAAUGGAGGGUGCCGUAAAGAUGAGAACCGGAGGACGACUAGCGCGGCCACGUGCUGAUCGACGGAAUACCGUCGAUUGUGCAAUUCUGAACCAGUUAAUAAUGGAACCGAAUGGGGAAGAGAAAGCACGCAGUGACAAGAGAUCAACUCAAUUACUACGUGACUCGGAGCGUGAGAUAAAAAUGGCAGCUGCAGUAAAUACAGUAUUUACAAGAAAUUCGGUUAAUUUUGGCCCGACAGUUGGUUCGAUUGAGGAACGAGCAGAAAGUAUGCCAAUUACGAAUGUUACUACAGGAAUAUCUCCGGCUGUGGUUCCAGCGUUGAUAGAAUCGUGUAAUCGUUUUAUGAGCGUCAAGUCACGACCCAUAGGCUGCAGAACGUCUGCUCCACCGUCUGCCUUUGCCAACUUCAGAGAUUGUUCGAUGAAUUCUGCAACAACAGAUAUACCUCAGAAUCGGAUUACAUUCCAUGAUACUUUUUCCAAUCUGAUUAAACUCGGCAGCAUCGACAAGGAUCGGACUAGUAGAAACGUAAUCUCAACAGAAGAAAGGCUCUGGCAGACGCAUGCCAACGAUUUAAUAUGGCUAGAGCUACAAGCGUGGCACGCUGAUCGAACCGUUGAACAGCAGGACAAAAUUCUUUGUCAAGCUAGAAAUGAGAUAGAUGCGUUAUUAGAAGAAAUUAUGAACUUCCGUUUUCAGCGCCAUCUUGCCAGAAUGAACAGUGAUUUAAGCUUAGCCGAUAGUGGAUUUGGAUCUGAUGCAACAGCUUCAACGGCUAAUGUGGAUUCUGCUCCCAAAUUUUGCUUCGGAUGUUUGUCAAUGUAUUGUAAAGAUUGUUUAGAAAUUCAAACAAUCGCGCUCAAACAAGUUGAGGACCUGUUGUUGCGGUUAGAGUCCAAAGAAAGUCUGUUCCCUUCGUCCAAAGCUAUGGGGGUGUCUUUUCCCAUUUACCAAAGCGAAGAAUUCGUUGGGAGAGUUAAAGCGAUGUGCUUGUGGUAUAACAUGACCAAGCAACACAGACUAACUUUACUUAUUUUGGGCAAGCUGUUAGCUCGACUUCAAGGCAACAGAAAGUCAUACCACUGGCCUAUAAUGGAGACUGAUAGUUCAACCAGCUCCUCUAUUCAAGAGGAGAACGGUGAUACAGGUGAUAAUGGACAUCCUGAGCCAGGUUGUUCCACGUCUGGUAGCUGUAAUACCAGACGAGUUCAGUUUAUCGACGAGGGUAGUGCCUCGGAAAGUGCAAACAGCGAUGAGUCAGGCCGUGAAUACUCAGACAUCGAAGAUUUAUCCAUCAGGCGACAUUUCUCCUUCACUGGGGAAACAGAGAUGAGUCAAUACAUGAAUUCGUUGAACUUCUACAGCGUAAAUUCUAUAACGGAAGUUACCUCACAUACUGCAAACAAUUCAACGUCUCUGUAUCGAAAGUAUAUUGAGAAUGUGUUGAAAACCAGAGGAUUAGGCAAGUCUCUCACAUUUCUGCACCGUUUACAUAAUGUUGUGUUGCGAAAAGCUCAGCUGACACUGGAGAAACCGGGUACACAAGAGCACGAAGACGAUUAUUUGUUCGUCGAAGAGGACAUACCAUGUAUCGAACCACCCCUUGAAAAGGUCCAAGAGAUUGAACUGCGCCGUUACGGAGCUUGGAGCGAUGAGGCUAAAAAAUUGAAUCUGCCUUCGUAUGUUUCGGCCUUCAUCUUUUUAUCACUUAUCCCAUUAGAAGUGAUUCAAGAGUUCCUCAAGAUGCGGUUGGAAACAAAACCAAUGCAACCGAAUCCGCUAAGUCUUGAACAACACAUCAAAGAGCUCAAGGAAGGUCUUACUUUGGCCAUGAUUCAUCGCGAUCGUUUUCAAAAGCACAUCAAUACAGCGCUUUAUGAGCGGGAGUCAGAGUUGGAGAGAUAUAUGACUGUUUUGGAAACAUUCGACGGUACAGUCAAGAAUAUCUUUGAGCUGUACUUGGAAUUUGCUGAGCAGUGGAUAUUAGUGGCCACACCAGAAUGCCACCAAAAAUCAGCAUUGGACGAAGAAUGGCGUUUUACGAAGCUUGUUUGUCCAAUGAUUCCUGGACAACAUGCUGCCGCUGCCAAACGGUUUUGUAAUAUUGUAGAGAAAGUCCUAGAAAAUACGGGUAGGAAAAUGUAUUCACGCUUGCGUGAUUUGGAAGACCAGAUCAAAUUGAUCGACAAAAGUGAUAGGGAUAAAGGGGAUAGGAAAUUGCAGUUUUUGGCGUUAUGCCGUGAAACUCAAGAUGUGUUCACAUUUGCGCGUGAGAAAACUAUGAAAACGAUGGCUUUUACGAAAGGACUGUUUCGUGAUCUGGAAAAUGUUGACUUCCAUCGAGACCAUUGUUAUGAGUGUGAUGAGGAUUCUUACGAUGGUGUUGUGUUGAGGAAUUCCGCAACGCAUAGAAAGAGCCCAGUGUGCCAAGAAGUAGUGGAUAGUUUACGAUUGCUGAAGAAAAAUGCCUUACUGUUUAGAAACAAGCUAACAACUGUGAUCGAGAAUUUACAGAACGAGUGUCAUGUUCGUAAUAUGGCCGAUAUGGAUGAAAAUGACCGUAUUGCUGUGCUAUCCAGAACACGUGAAAUUUUGCACCAAGGGUACAAAUUUGGUUUCGAGUACCACAAGGAUCUGGCUAGGCUCUACGAAGCGAGAGCAGAAAACUGUCGAGAUCUAGAAAGUGAACUCAAGUUAUCUACUGCAAUCGUUCACUUUGCUAAGCUAUGGAUGAAGUUUGUGAUGGAGCGUUGUGAGCGUGGACGUGGACUACGGCCUCGAUGGGCCAAUCAGGGUUUAGAGUUCUUGAUCUCUGCUUGUGACCCGCAGUGUACCAGCCACCUAAGUAAUGCAGAGUUUGAAGAUCUCAAAUCUAAGAUGGAUGCAUGCAUUUCGCAUGUAAUAGGCAGCAUUCGGGAACCAGAGCGAAUACGUCGAUCACCCCGCUCGAGGAAAAGCUCUCCGUCCCCUUCGCCAACCCAGGGACGGUCUUCAAUUCCGAAUCUUACAUCGACUAAACCGUUCCAAAAUCAGCUCAGUCUACGAGAGGACUCAGUGAUGCUGCGACCACACAAUCUGAUAGAUACGGGGGACAUUUACAGAAAGCAAACGUCAUACGAAGGCGUACAAGAUAUAAAGAUUCGUGUACCGACUGGCUCUUUGAUCGGUACGAAACCCUUACGUCAGCUGCGAGUACGUGACGCUAUCAAUAAACUCGAUAACACGCUAGAUGAAAAGUUACGUUACGGCAAUUUGAUUGGAAGCGUCAAGGAGAUAAGUUACUGUGAUAAGGUGUUGAACCGAGCUCGUAGUGUGAACUUCAGCUGGCAUCGUGGCAUUAAAAUAGGUCAGGGACGUUUCGGUAAAGUGUAUACUGCAGUGAAUAAUUCGACGGGUGAAUUGAUGGCCAUGAAAGAGAUCGCCAUCCAACCAGGAGAGACUAGCGCUAUCCGAAAGGUUGCUGAAGAACUUAAAAUAUUCGAAGGAAUAAAUCAUAGAAACCUAGUCAAGUACUACGGAGUAGAAGUCCAUAGGGAGGAACUGCUCAUUUUUAUGGAGCUGUGUCCCGAGGGAACUUUGGAAAGUUUGGUUGAGCUGAAUGGCGGUCUUCCGGAGCCUCAAACUCGUCGUUAUACGAUACAACUGCUGUCGGGCGUGAAAGAGCUACAUCGUCAUGGCGUUGUGCAUCGAGACAUCAAAACGGCUAACAUAUUUCUUACCAAAGAUGGAAAUUGCUUAAAGCUGGGAGAUUUUGGGUCUGCCGUUAAAAUACAGGCCCAUACCACAAUGCCUGGUGAGCUAAAAGGAUACGUUGGAACGCAAGCUUACAUGGCCCCGGAGGUGUUCACCAAAACCAACAGCGAGGGUCACGGCCGGGCAGCUGACAUCUGGUCCGUUGGAUGCGUGGUUAUCGAAAUGAGCAGCGGAAAGCGUCCAUGGUAUCAGUUCGAUUCCAACUUCCAAAUCAUGUUCAAAGUCGGUAUGGGCGAGUCUCCGGAAAUUCCCGACUGUCUCUCCGAAGAGGGACAUGACUUUGUUGAGUGUUGCCUGCAGCAUGAUCCCAAAGAACGCAAAACAGCUGGCGAACUUCUACAGCAUAACUUUUGCAAGGUGAGCGACGAUAGCAUUGAAGAUCCGGGAGUAAAAGAGAUACGCCGUUCGUUCCGUCGUAACCUACUAUCAUCUUCAUCGGGAAAUGCCUAAUGUUGAGCAGGACCAGUCUCGUUUCGUUUGUAAGAUGCAAAUAGCUGCACGUAAUAGCAUGGAGUCAUUUUUUGUUUGUUGAAACUACACACAAUUACGAGUAUCAUAAAGACUGUUCAGUAUUGAAGCUGUAACGAGCGAUCAAAGGAAAAGGACAUUACUACUUAAUCUCAUGUUGAAAUCAUACUUAUCUAUUGUUUUCGUCGAGCGGACAUAUAAACCAACACACAUACUUGAAGAAUCAUUCCAAAGACUCUUCGGCUAGGAGUCGAUGAAAGAGUGGAGGCGGGCUACUUCAGUUUAGUUCAAUUAAGUAAUUUUAACAACAGUGUUGGGAGAAGCACUUAAACACCCGUAGAUAAUACUAUAAGUGAAAAUUUCAUUCUGUUCAAAGCUUGUUAUUGAUCGUGGAUCGUUAUCCACACAAACAGUACUGUUGCUAGAUUUUAUUUAAAUAUAUACUUACACUACCAAACAUGA
This is a messenger RNA of Aedes aegypti (yellow fever mosquito), 5202 nucleotides long. It is a transcript of the gene Mekk1, whose product is annotated as mitogen-activated protein kinase kinase kinase 4. Lineage: Eukaryota; Metazoa; Arthropoda; Insecta; Diptera; Culicidae. Gene Ontology annotation, biological process: MAPK cascade; protein phosphorylation. Bases 259 to 4722 code for a protein of 1487 amino acids. The transcript is spliced from 7 exons. Gene Ontology annotation, molecular function: ATP binding; protein kinase activity. The record is from RefSeq and is a predicted model, not a curated record.